AUGUUAAUAAAAAAAUCGUUGACACCAAUUGGAACCGAUUUGGAAUCAAUUAUAAUAGCUGUGUCGUUGUUUCUUUUGUGUGGAUUUCUAAUUUUCUUAUGUUGCUUCCUCGUAACACAUAUUUAUUUGUUUUAUAAGCGUACUCGUUUAAAGAGGAGAUACACACGGCAGUACGAAGAUGAAUUCGCCUUAGCUGUGUUGAGUACCACCGACGCAAUAAAUAGUGAAUGUUCAGUAUGA
This is a messenger RNA of Dracunculus medinensis (Guinea worm), 240 nucleotides long. NCBI's taxonomy places the organism in Eukaryota, Metazoa, Nematoda, Chromadorea, Rhabditida, Dracunculidae. The record is from the annotation of a GenBank genome assembly.